Indicator indicator is the source of this 1241-nucleotide messenger RNA. Its product is annotated as neuropeptide Y receptor type 2-like. Bases 78 to 1241 code for a protein of 387 amino acids. The transcript has a single exon. Gene Ontology annotation, biological process: G protein-coupled receptor signaling pathway. Gene Ontology annotation, molecular function: neuropeptide Y receptor activity. NCBI's taxonomy places the organism in Eukaryota, Metazoa, Chordata, Aves, Piciformes, Indicatoridae. The record is from RefSeq and is a predicted model, not a curated record. Gene Ontology annotation, cellular component: membrane.
AUGCUCUGCUGUCUCACUUCUGCCGUGUCUGUGUUCUAGACCUCCCUCUCCAAGUGACGGAAAGUCUCAGGCCAGACAUGGGACCAUUGGAGGAAGCCAACAGCACCCUCACCAUGGAGAAGACAGUGUUAGAUGAGAAGCUGCCACAGGGCUGGCAUGCCAAGGACUUUGUCACUCCUGGACAAGAUCUCUCUGGUUCUCGCAGUGUUAUGAUGGACAGCACCAAGAUCCUGGGAGUCCAGGUUGUUCUGAUUGCUGCCUACUCCCUCAUCAUUCUGCUGGGGUUCAUUGGUAACUCCUUGGUCAUUUACAUCAUAGUGAAGUACAAGACCAUGAGGACAGUCACCAACUUCUUCAUAGCUAACCUGGCCCUGGCAGAUCUGAUGGUGGACACACUCUGUCUGCCUUUCACCCUAGUGUACACACUGCUGGAUGAGUGGAAGUUUGGAGCUGUUCUUUGUCAUCUGGUCCCUUAUGCUCAAGCUCUGAGUGUCCAUGUGUCCACUCUCACCCUAACUGUGAUUGCCCUGGAUAGGUACCGGUGCAUUGUUUUCCACCUGGACAGCAGGAUUUCCAAGAGGCUCAGCUUCACCAUCAUAGCUGUCAUGUGGCUAGCAGCAGCCAUCCUGGCAGGCCCUCUGGCCAUCUUCAGAGAGUACCGGUACGAGGAGAUCCCAUCCAUCAACCUCAAGAUGGCUGUCUGCUCAGAGAAGUGGCCUUCUGGUAACAACAGAGAUGCCACCAUCUACAGCCUCUCCAUGCUCCUGCUGCAGUAUGUUUGUCCUCUUGCCAUCAUUUGUUAUGCCUACACCAGGAUCUGGUUCAAGCUGAAAAACCACGUCAGUCCCACCUCUAGGAAUGAAAACCAGUGCCGGAGGAAGAAGACGACCAAAAUGCUGGUGAUGGUAGUUGUGGUGUUUGCAGUCUGUUGGCUCCCCUUCCACAUAUUCCAGCUCGCCAUUGAUCUUGAUCUGGUCCUUAUCUUCCAUGAGUACAAACUCCUGUACACUGUCUUCCACGUGGGGGCUAUGUGCUCCACGUUUGUUAACCCCCUGCUCUACGGCUGGAUGAACAAGAACUACCGGAACGGCUUCCUCAUGUUCUUUCGCUGCCAGAACAAGCCAGAAAGCAUCCACACUGAAGGCUCUGUCAGAGGGAGGUCCUACAUCUUCAGGGCCAACACCCUAAAUGGCAGCAUCAAACAGACUCCUGGUAACGAACCACUGCCCACAGAGGUGUAG